Molecule: messenger RNA, 1345 nt
Organism: Selaginella moellendorffii
Lineage: Eukaryota; Viridiplantae; Streptophyta; Lycopodiopsida; Selaginellales; Selaginellaceae
Product: probable pectate lyase 20
Exons: 6
Coding region: 66-1247 (393 amino acids)
Molecular function (GO): pectate lyase activity
Source: RefSeq, a predicted model, not a curated record
UUAUUCUUCGAGGCACGCCACGAGUUCCAUAUCUUUUUCAGCCAAGUUAAUGAGUGUGGUCGAUCAUGGCAGCCUCGUUGAGUGGCAAAACCUCGUUCUUGCAUCUUUGUUCAUACUGUUUCUUCGUUUUCCUCUCAAUGCAGGUUGAAGCUAUCGUCCCAGGCCUUUCGUCCAACCGGACGCGGAGUUUACUGCAAACUUUGAGCACAGGCAACGCUAUAGACGAUUGCCGAAAAAGUGCCGUCGACUGGAACAGCGAUCGAAUGCACAUGGCCGGCUGUGGAAUCGGGUUUGGCAGCGGUGCCUUCGGCGGAGCUAACGGGAACUACUACACGGUGACAGACCCGAGCGACGAUCCACUGAAUCCACAGCCGGGAACGCUCCGCUACGCAGUGAUCCAGGAAGAGCCGGUGUGGAUUGUCUUCCAGAGCGACAUGACCAUCACUCUCCGGAACGAGCUCGUAGUCAACAGCCACAAAACUUUAGAUGGACGAGGAGCAAGCGUUCACAUCGCCCACGGCGCAUGCAUCACGAUCUUCCGGGCUAGCCGCGUGAUCAUCCACGGCCUAAACAUCCAUCACUGCGUCACGACCGAGGGAGGAUGGGUGGCGACCAAGCCGGGCCACUUAAGUCACCGGGGCCGAGCCGACGGCGAUGGGAUCCGGGUCUUUGAGUCGCACCACGUCUGGAUCGACCACAACAGCUUCUGGGAGUGUCACGACGGCCUCGUCGACGUUCUUCACGGCUCAAACUUCAUCACCAUCUCCAACAAUCACUUCCACGACCACGACAAGGUGAUGCUUCUGGGCCAUGCUGACGAGUCGGAGCUCGACCAUGAUAUGAAGAUCACGGUGGUUUACAACAGGUUUGGACCCAGAUGCGUGCAGCGAAUGCCCAGAUGCCGGUUUGGAUACUUCCAUGUAGCAGACAAUGACUACCACGCCUGGGAGAUGUAUGCGAUCGGUGGUAGCGCUCAUCCCACGAUUAUCAGUCAAGGAAACCGCUUCCUUGCCUCGGACAACCGAGACGCAAAGGAAAUCACCAAGCGCGUCGGCCACGCCGGGGAUUGGAUCUCCAUCGACGACGUGUUCCUGAAUGGAGCGUUCUUCGUGGAGUCGGGGAGGGGAGACUUGAUCUCCAGAUACACCCCCGAGCAACAAUUCGAAGUGAAAUCUGGAAGCCAAGUUACGGCGAUGACCGCCGAGGUAGGAGUUCUAAAGUGCCAAUCCAGUCUCGCAACUUGCUAAAGUUCUUCCUAGUGGAAAGCCAAGGUAGAAACGAUAUAGAAGUCGAGUGAUUGAAAUAACCAAAACUUUCUUUCAAAGGCACAUCAUACUUUCCUCUA